AUGAGCGGCGAUCACAACGAAGCCAAGAAUAAUGCACAUUAUCUUGAAUACUUCAUGUACGUUAACGCGUAUACUGUAGGCCCUCGCAUGCCUACGCGCCAAGAAAUGGUGGACGCAAAGCUUCCGCUAAAUUAUCGUGACACGUGUGCAGGUUUGCUGAUCCCGUUGAAUAAAUGUCGACGGUCCACCCUUUUUCUACCAUGGAAAUGCCAGGACCUGCGCCACGCCUAUGAGAAGUGCCAGUAUGAGGAAUGGAAGAUCCGUGUGGAGCUGCUGAAGAAUCAGGAAUAA
Messenger RNA from Plasmopara halstedii, 291 nucleotides. Its product is annotated as nadh dehydrogenase 1 beta subcomplex 7. Lineage: Eukaryota; Oomycota; Peronosporomycetes; Peronosporales; Peronosporaceae. The record is from RefSeq and is a predicted model, not a curated record. The transcript is spliced from 2 exons. Gene Ontology annotation, cellular component: mitochondrion. Bases 1 to 291 code for a protein of 96 amino acids.